Molecule: messenger RNA, 934 nt
Organism: Cucumis sativus (cucumber)
Lineage: Eukaryota; Viridiplantae; Streptophyta; Magnoliopsida; Cucurbitales; Cucurbitaceae
Exons: 1
Coding region: 433-705 (90 amino acids)
Biological process (GO): seed dormancy process
Source: RefSeq, a predicted model, not a curated record
AGCAAACAUCUGGUAAACAUCUCGCACACAUCUCGCAGGUUCUUAAAUUGAAAGGUUGAACAUGAAAUGAGGGUAUUUUCGUCAUUUUACCUCCAAUUUGUCCUAAAUGUCAACAUUUUUACAAUCAAUCCUAAAAGUCUUUAUCUACCCCAUUUUUGGCCUAUUUUUGUCAAUUUCCCUUUAUUAUUUUGGUCAGUUUUAAACUUUAGUAAAAAAAAUAAAACAGUUUGUUGAAAUUCUUAUGGAUUAUCAGAGAGACACGAAGGCAACGAGUCAUCGCAAUGAGACGUACCUGUCAAUAACUCAGCGUGCGGCUUCUCUUCUUCGUGUCAUCAUAUUCGCCUAAUACGCCAAUUCCAAAACCCAAUCCGUCAUCUCCAAUAUUAAUCACGAGAUACAGAGAUCGUGCUGGAGUGAAGUGAAUCAACAAUAAUGGCGAAGAGCAAAGACGAUAUAACAUACGGUACUGCUCAAGCUAAAUUAUCCGAAGAUGAAGCCCUAAGAGUCGCUUACAAGCACGGUACGCCGCUCGAAUCGGGGAAAAUUGCGGACUCCGAUACUGUCGAUCUGUUUUCCAGUGCACACAAAAUUGCUCGAGAUACUUCUGACGGUCGAUCUUCCGCGGCCGCUACUCAAUCAAUUUCAUCCAAUCAGGUGCAUCACAGCGGCGAUGCUAAUGAUAAAGAAGCUGGGAAGGGGAUGUGAUACUGCCGAUCCUUCCGCCGGGCGCCGGUUCGGUUGAAUCGGAGCGGCGAGAUGUUUGCUCUAGCUUAAGGAAUCGCUACUCUUUGAGGUUUAUAAGCAGGCAAAGAGUAAUAAGUUUGUAGUUUGUAAGGAUAUACGUUGGGGAAUUGAUAUGAAUUCCGUUAGGACAAAAACUCAACAUUUCUAUUCUAGAAGUUUGAUUUCGCUACCUUAAUUUUGUUGAUUUAAA